This is a messenger RNA of Notolabrus celidotus (New Zealand spotty), 3951 nucleotides long. RefSeq names its product neurofibromin 2b (merlin) (gene nf2b). The transcript is spliced from 17 exons. The record is from RefSeq and is a predicted model, not a curated record. NCBI's taxonomy places the organism in Eukaryota, Metazoa, Chordata, Actinopteri, Labriformes, Labridae. Bases 422 to 2203 code for a protein of 593 amino acids. Gene Ontology annotation, cellular component: apical part of cell; plasma membrane; filopodium. Gene Ontology annotation, molecular function: cell adhesion molecule binding; actin binding. Gene Ontology annotation, biological process: regulation of gliogenesis; regulation of organelle assembly; regulation of cell shape.
GGAUUCGUGAGCAUGCGCAGUGUCGUCAUCCCUGGCUGCUGUUCAUGCUCCCACCUGUAGAGCGUUCAGGAGUCAAAACAAACAAAUCUUCUGGAAAGACCUCCUGAUAUUCAACAGCAAGCUAACUAGCUAAAGCACUUAGCUAUCCGUUACCUUCACAAAGUUGUUUCCAUGUGUUUUUGGAAACCAAGCCGCUUGUUAUAAAGUCUUUACUGUUAAACCUUUCAUUAUGGAUAACUUCAGAAAGUUUGGCUCUUCUUAUAACUUAUUUUGGUCCGUUUUCGUGGCAUAGUUGGCUAGCUAACACUGUUAGCAUAGCAUUGGUGCCUUUGACUGAAAGCCUGGCCGUCUUUAGGGGCUUGUUGGACGGCUGAAGUUUGUAACAUUCACCGCUGGUUUCCUUGAAAGCAACGCGCUCAAAAUGUCAAUCUUAGGACUGAAGAAGAAACAGCCAAAGACUUUCAAAGUCAAAGUUGUCACCAUGGAUGCAGAGAUGGAGUUCAGCUGUGAGGUGAAGUGGAAAGGCAAAGACCUGUUCGACCUGGUGUGUCGCACAGUUGGACUGAGGGAGACCUGGUUCUUUGGACUCAGGUACACAGUAAAGGACACCUACGCUUGGCUGAAACCAGAGAAACGGGUCCUGGACCAAGAGGUUCCUAAAGACUCGCCAAUAACAUUUCAUUUCUUGGCUAAAUUCUUCCCAGAGAAAGUAGAAGAGGAGCUGGUCCAAGAAAUAACUCAACACCUCUUCUUCUUGCAGGUGAAAAAGCAGAUCUUAGAUGAAGAGAUAUUCUGUUCCCCUGAAGCAUCUGUUCUGUUGGCAUCGUAUGCAGUCCAAGCCAAGUACGGGGACUAUGACCCAAAUUUCCACAAACCGGGUUUCCUGGCACAAGAUGAGCUCUUGCCAAAAAGAGUUUUAAUGCAAUACCAAAUGACAGCUGAUAUGUGGGAGGAGAAGAUUACAGCUUGGUACGCAGAGCACAGAGGCAUCGCCAGGGAUGAAGCUGAGAUGGAAUACCUGAAAAUUGCUCAGGACCUUGAGAUGUACGGGGUCAGCUACUUUGCCAUCACUCAAAAUAAGAGGGACACAGACCUGUUGCUUGGAGUGGAUGCUCAGGGUCUCCACAUCUACAGCCCCAACAGCAAACUCAACCCCAACAAGUCCUUUCCCUGGAGCGGCAUCCGCAAUAUCUCCUACAGCGAAAAAGAGUUCACAAUCAAACCCCUCGACAAGAAGAAAGAUGUGUUCAAGUUCUACUCGUCUCAGCUGCGCGUGAACAAACUGAUCCUCCAGCUGUGCAUUGGUAACCACGAUCUGUUCAUGAGGAGGAGGAAGGUUGACUCCAUUGAAGUGCAGCAGAUGAAGGCUCAAGCUAAAGAGGAGAAGGCCCGUAAGAAGAUGGAGCGGCAAAUCCUGGCACGGGAAAAACAGAUGAGGGAGGAAGCGGAAAGAGCGAAAGAAGAGAUGGAGCGAAGACUCUUCCAGCUGCAAGACGAGGCCCGACUCGCCAACGAGGCACUGCUGCGAUCGGAGGAGACGGCGGACCUUCUGGCUGAGAAGGCUCAGAUCGCUGAGGAGGAGGCCAAGCUCUUGGCCCACAAAGCUGCAGAAGCCGAGCAGGAGAGGCAGAGGUUAGAGGUCACUGCUAUGAAGACCAAGGAGGAGAAAAGGCUGAUGGAGCAGAAGAUGAGGGAGGCAGAGCAGCUGGCUGUCAAACUGGUGGAGCAGUCUGAGAGGAGGCUGAAGGAGGCAGAUCACCUGAAACAGGACCUGACGGAGGCGAAGGAUGCUGAGCGGAGAGCGAAACAGAAGCUGCUGGAGAUCACCAAAACAACAUACCCUCUUAUAGCAGCCUACUCUGCACCCCCUGCUCCUCCUGCCCCACCCGAAGCUAUCGACUGUACCUACGAAUCCGCAUCAACGCGCCUCGACUUCAAGGACUCGGACAUGAAAAGGUUGUCGAUGGAGAUUGAAAGAGAGAGGUUGGAGUACAUGGAGAAGAGCAAACACCUGCAGGACCAGCUGAAGGAGCUGAAGACGGAGAUCGAGUCUUUGAAGCUGGAGGAGCAGCAGCAGCAGGCCGGCCUCUACAACCACCGCAGUGAGGCGAGGGGAUACGUCCAAGAGCCUCCUGUCUACAUACCUCACAGCAACCGAAACUCUGCGUACAUGUCUCAGAUGGCCUUCUUCGAGGAAGUUUGACUCUUCUCCUGCAUCAUGAGAAAGAAGGACACGAGCUGUUGCGACUCUACGAUCUCCAAAUGUUUGGUUAAGUGUCCCGGCUGUGAGCAACCGACAGACACGUAGAUACACCACCACAGUGUGCUUUUGGAAAGACUUUGAAUUCAUCCUAAACAACAAACAGGCUGUGUCCUGCUCAGCUGUACCACCUGCAUCACUCCAGCACCUUCCACAUCAUCACCUGAGUUAACACUUUAACACAGUCGCACCGUGGGGGAUGGUUGCAUGAACAAGCUCUGAUCAGCUGAUGUUGUAUUUUGUGGUUUUAAGGGAUACUUAGCCGUAAAGUGGUCAGAUAUAGAAUCAAGCAUUUAUUACAAGCAGUACAUUAAUACCUGAACAGCAUUUUAUUUUGAAGGAAUUCAGUAAAAUGCAUUCAGUCAGGCUGUAGGUGGGUGUUAAACAUGGGAUGUGAUUCAGUGAUUUAAUUGUCCUUCUAAAAACAAAGUUUUGGUCGUUUUCUUUCAAACCAGCAAAGGGAUUCUUCAACGUGUCUUUUUAAAAGCAAUACCUCAAAGAAAACCAAACACUACAAUUUACAAUCACACAUCAUUAUUCUUCAAGUUGAUCCAAACAGGAACUCUGCUCUGUAUGUAUUUUGAGAAUUGACACUCACUAAAGUUACUUCUUCGACUUAAAGAAGUCUAAAUUUGACGAGCGAACGCAGGGACAGUGUCUGAAAGUGAUGAUCUUUGUUUUUGACUUUCGUUUCUGUUUGCUUGUUUCUGUUACUGAAAUCACACCGGUGCCUUCUUUUGUUCUUUUGUCUCUCGUGCCUCAUCAUGAUCGUUUUUUUUAGAAAUGUAAACGAACUCAUUUCAACUGCUCAGUGCCUUAAACUUUAUUUUUUAUUGUUAUCAUUUGAGCUUCUUGUGUUUUUUUUUUAUUCUCCCUAGCUGUAGAGUAACACUCAUUCUGGAGUUCCUGUCAGAUCUGUGUUUUGUUUUUUUAAAUUAUAGAUUGAUGGCUUGUCUUUUUUUUCUUUUUCUUUUUUUGCUUUUCAUCCUUAGCUCAUGAACUUCUCAGGGUUAGAGUCGGAGACAAUCACUGCAGCUAGAGUUUCAUUCUGUAUCGGUUUGAUAUCCACUAAUGUUUACUUUUUAAGAAGCUUUUUUUUCCUUUUUCAGUUUGCAUGAAGUCAAACACUAAUUCAUGUAGUAAAGACGGCGUGUCAGUAAACUCUGACUGUACUUCAUCCACAAAAAGGGAGAGGCUAAAUGAUCAGCCAGAGAUUCUUCACUUUUCUCUAUUCAAACCUGCUCAUCAGACUGACUAAAUGAUGGACUGAACAGAAUCAAGGGAUGAUUGGUCCAUAAACGAGUGAGAGGUUUAUCUUGUAUUUUAUUUUGAUGUGUUAAACUGCAGAGUGUUCUUUCUUUGUUACGCACACAGCCUCCAUGUUUCCCUCUGCGUCUUUAACCUUAUUUAUUUGUGCUAUAAAUCCCUGAAUAACAUCACCACACAGAUCUGCUCCACGUCUAUCAUUGUGCGGGGACUUGUUUUGCUUUUUAACAUUUCUUUUAUUUCUCUGAUGCCAAAUUCAGUUCCCAGUACUUGGAUCUACUUUGAAAUCUGAAACAGUGUUAUACUUUAAGGGAUUUGGUUUACUUUGACGUGAUACACAUUUUCAUGCUCAUCUUGCUUCUUUUCAAAUGUUUUGUAACCACAAGUUAUUUUGUGUAUGUCAUUUCAUUACAACAGUGAUCAUA